AUGGCUCCUCAGGCUCAAGACAUCGCCGUCCGUGGGUCGGCACCCAGCAGCUCUCAUCACGAGCUCAGCGUCUCUCCCUCUGCCACCUUCCACAGCCCUUCCAGCUUCCCCCACAGCUUUGGCACAACAACCUCAGCACAUCAAGCCGGCACUAAGCAGCUCAAGCCCUUUGAGACAACAGACAUCAAAAUCCUGCUCCUGGAAAACGUCAACCAGAGUGGUCAGGACAUCCUCAAAUCCCAGGGAUACCAGGUCGAGGCCCUGAAGACUUCUCUUCCUGAGGAGCAACUCAUUGAGAAAAUCCGUGAUGUCCAUGUCAUUGGCAUUCGUUCAAAGACAAAGUUGACUGAAAAGGUCCUGAAAGAGGCCAAGAACCUUCUCGUCAUUGGUUGCUUCUGCAUCGGCACCAACCAAGUGGACCUUGACUAUGCAGCCAAGCAUGGUAUUGCCGUCUUCAACUCACCCUUCGCCAACUCCCGCAGUGUUGCCGAGCUCAUCAUCGGAGAGAUCAUCGUGCUGGCCCGCCAGCUUGGUGACCGCUCCAGCGAGCUGCACCGCGGCACCUGGAACAAGGUCAGCUCAAAGUGCUGGGAGAUCCGUGGCAAGACGCUGGGCAUCAUCGGCUACGGCCACAUCGGGGCUCAGCUAUCGGUCCUGGCCGAGUCCAUGGGCAUGAACGUCAUCUACUACGAUAUCGUCACUAUCAUGGGACUGGGUACGGCCCGCCAGAUGCCUACUCUGGACGCCCUGCUCGAGGAGGCCGACUUCGUCACCUGCCACGUCCCCGCCACCCCCGAGACCAAGGGUAUGAUCUCGACCUCCCAGCUGAGCAAGAUGAAGGACGGCGCGUACCUGCUCAAUGCGUCGCGCGGUACAGUCGUCGACAUCCCCGCCCUGAUCAACGCCAUGCGCGGCGGCAAGAUUGCCGGCGCCGCCCUUGACGUCUACCCUAAUGAGCCCGCCGCGAACGGCGACUACUUCACCAACGACCUGAACUCGUGGGGAGAGGAUCUGCGCAGCCUGAAGAACCUCAUCCUCACCCCGCACAUCGGCGGCAGCACCGAGGAGGCCCAGCGAGCCAUCGGCAUCGAGGUCGCCGAUGCCCUGGUCAAGUACAUCAACCAGGGUCUGACCGUCGGCUCCGUCAACCUUCCUGAGGUGACGGUGCGCUCGCUGACCCUGGACGAGAGCGAUCACGCGCGCGUCAGCUUCAUCCACAGGAAUGUGCCGGGUGCCCUCAAGCAGUGCUACGACAUCCUGAUGCCGCACAACAUCGACAAGGCCACCAGCGACAGCAAGGGUGACAUAGCCUACAUGAUCGCGGACAUUAGCGGCGUCCAGAUCAGCGACUUGAGGAACAUCUCGGACGAGCUCAACUCGCUCAGCUCGAGGAUCAUGACGCGCAUCCUGUUCUAA
Messenger RNA from Diaporthe citri, 1416 nucleotides. RefSeq lists its product as uncharacterized. The transcript has 2 exons. NCBI's taxonomy places the organism in Eukaryota, Fungi, Ascomycota, Sordariomycetes, Diaporthales, Diaporthaceae. Gene Ontology annotation, molecular function: NAD binding; oxidoreductase activity, acting on the CH-OH group of donors, NAD or NADP as acceptor. The record is from RefSeq and is a predicted model, not a curated record. Bases 1 to 1416 code for a protein of 471 amino acids.